GAGGCUUUGAAAACACAACUGGAGGACAUUGAAUCAGUCCAGAAUAAACAUAUCGUCGAGAGGACCAUUCGAGCACCCGAUAUAACACAGCAAAUAACGAAUAUGAAGACCUACUUGAAUGACGUUGUUCAUCGAUUUGAGCUGAGAACAUCGACAUUAAUUCUGCUUCGGACGGAGCGUUUAUCGGUUCAUUCCGAGUUGUCGAGACUCAAGCGAGCCCCAGCCGAGCACACUUGUGUAACGAGCAAAUCAGAGUGUCUUCCGGAAACGCGAGUCAACAUGCAAGAAUCCUUACUCAAGCACCUGAAGGAGGCCAAGAAUCGAUUUGUUUGGUUACGGGGUUCUCCCGGAAUGGGGAAGACUGCGAUCUCUAUGAGCAUCGCAUCCACUCUUGAGAAAGAGGGCACUUUGGCGGCGUCAUACUUUUGGGAUAAGAAUCGGGCGGGAACAGGCCUAGAUUCUAUUGAACAGUUCCCCUUUACCCUUGCUCAUCAACUGGCGUGUUUCAACGAGGACUUCAAAUUCUCGCUUGUCAGACACCUUCGGAAACCGGCUUUGGCCUCAGUCCAGAAUUUCCCUCUGAAAAAACAAAUGAAGACUUUGAUGAUUGAGCCGAUGCGUGACCUGAAGGAUAUAUUCCCUUCGGGCAAGGAUCGCUUUAUCAUCGUC
Cantharellus anzutake is the source of this 669-nucleotide messenger RNA. RefSeq lists its product as uncharacterized. The record is from RefSeq and is a predicted model, not a curated record. The annotation marks the transcript as partial. The transcript is spliced from 4 exons. Lineage: Eukaryota; Fungi; Basidiomycota; Agaricomycetes; Cantharellales; Hydnaceae.